AAAACCCUUUCCUCAGGCGGCCUGUAACUCGGUCACCAAGUAGUCGACGGGUUGGAGGAGGAGCUGAAGCGGUUCAUAAUUUCACCGGCAUUAUCAUCGGAAUAGUCACCGGAAAACCUCUAGUGGGGUGAAUAUGAAGCAGAUUCAUUCAAAAUAUGUGCAUAUACUUCGAAAUCUGAAGUAAUCGGAUCUGGUUUUCGUGCUAAAAACACUCCGGGGAUUUUCCAAACCCUGGCACCUCCGUGCGGCGGCGCUCGCGUCUCACCUAGUGGAAGCAGCGGCCCUCCUCCGGGAGGAGAAAACAGUGAGCGAAGAUGAGGAUUAUGAUAAAGGGGGGAGUAUGGAAGAACACGGAGGACGAGAUCCUCAAGGCGGCGGUCAUGAAAUACGGCAAGAACCAGUGGGCCCGUAUCUCCUCCCUCCUCGUUCGUAAAUCCGCCAAGCAGUGCAAAACCCGUUGGUAUGAGUGGCUCGAUCCUUCCAUCAAAAAGACGGAGUGGACUAGAGAAGAAGAUGAGAAGCUGCUUCAUCUUGCAAAGCUUAUGCCAACACAGUGGAGAACCAUUGCGCCUAUUGUGGGUCGUACUCCAUCACAGUGCUUGGAACGCUAUGAGAAGCUACUUGAUGCAGCAUGUGCCAAGGAUGAGAAUUAUGAUGCUAGUGACGAUCCAAGGAAAUUGCGUCCUGGGGAGAUCGAUCCAAAUCCAGAAUCGAAGCCUCCUCGUCCUGAUCCUGUUGAUAUGGAUGAAGAUGAGAAAGAGAUGCUUUCUGAAGCACGUGCAAGGCUUGCCAACACAAGAGGCAAGAAGGCCAAACGAAAAGCUAGGGAGAAACAACUUGAAGAGGCUAGGAGGCUUGCUUCUUUACAAAAGAGGAGAGAGUUGAAGGCAGCUGGAAUUGAUGUUAGACACAGGAAGAGAAAGAGGAGGGGCAUUGACUAUAAUGCUGAGAUACCCUUCGAGAAGAAACCACCUCCAGGUUUUUAUGAUGUUGCUGAUGAAGACCGUCCAGUGGAGCAACCUAUGUUCCCAACAACUAUUGACGAACUUGAAGGUGAAAGACGUAUAGAUAAAGAGGCACGUCUGCGGAAACAGGAUAUUGGUAGGAAUAAAAUUGCUCAAAGGCAGGAUGCCCCUUCAGCCAUACUCCAUGCCAACAAGCUAAAUGAUCCUGAAACAGUGAGGAAGAGGACCAAACUGAAUCUUCCCGCCCCUCAAAUUUCAGAUCAUGAAUUGGAGGCUAUUGCUAAGAUUGGCAUUGCAAGUGACCUCAUUGGGAGCGAGGAACUAAUGGAAGGGAAUUCUGCCACACGUGCCCUUGUUUCAAAUUAUGCCCAAACUCCACGCCAGGGGAUGACUCCGUCACGUACACCUCAAAGAACACCUUCAAACAAGCAGGAUGCUAUAAUGAUGGAAGCAGAAAAUCAAAGAAGAUUGAGUCAGUCUCAAACACCACUGCUGGGGGGAGAGAACCCAAUGUUGCAUCCAUCUGAUUUUUCUGGUGUGACUCCUAAAAAGAGGGAGAUACAUACACCAAACCCCCUCUUGACACCUUCAGCAACCCCAGGAGGGACGGGUCUCACUCCUAGAAUCGGCAUGACUCCUUCAAGGGAUGGAUAUUCUUUUGGCAUGACUCCGAAAGGGACUCCAAUGAGGGAUGAGCUCCGCAUUAAUGAAGAAAUGGAUAUGCACGAUGGGAUGAAAGUUGGGCGUUCAGAUUCUAGACAAGAAUUGUUUGCCGGUCUAAAAAGUCUUCCACUUCCCAAGAAUGAAUACCAGAUUGUCAUGCAACCACUUCCUGAAGAGAAUGAUGAACAGGAGGAAAAGAUUGAAGAGGAUAUGUCUGAUAAGAUUGCAAGGGAGAAGGCUGAAGAAGAAGCAAGGCAGCAAGCAUUGCUCCGGAAAAGAUCAAAAGUAUUACAGAGGGGUCUCCCGAGACCUCCUCCCGCUUCAUUGGAUCUAAUUAGGAUGAAACUUAUAAGAUCUGAUGAAGAUAAGAGCUCCUUUGUUCCUCCUACAGCAUUAGAGCAGGCCGAUGAGAUGAUAAGAAGAGAGCUGCUAUCUUUGUUAGAGCAUGAUAACACAAAGUACCCAGCUGAUGAGAAAUUAGACAAGGAGAAGAAGAAAGUAACCAAAAGAAAAACUGUUCAUGUGCCCGCUAUUGAAGAUUUUGAAGAAGAUGAGCUCAAAGAGGCUGAAAAUCUGGUCAAGGAUGAGGCUCAGUUUCUGCGUAUAGCAAUGGGACAUGAUACUGAAUCUCUAGAUGAAUUCAUUGACGCACACAAAACUUGCUCAAGUGAUAUCAUGUUCAUUCCCACAAAGAAUUCCUAUGGUCUCUCCAGUGUUGCUGAAAACAUGGAAAAAAUUAGUGCUCUGCAGUCCGAAUUUGAGAAUGUGAAGAAGAAAAUGGACGAUGACACCAAGAAGGCACAAAAACUUGAACAAAAAGUUAAGGUUUUAACAAAUGGAUACCAGUUCCGAGCAGGCAAAAUUGGGUCCCAAAUAGACGCAAUAUUCAAGCAAAUGGACACUGCAGGGACUGAACUUGAAUCUUUCAAAGUGUUGCAAAACCAAGAGAAGAUUGCCGCAUCAAACAGGAUCAACAACAUCUGGGAAGAAGUUCAGAGGCAGAAAGAGCUUGAGCGUACCCUACAGAAGCGCUACGGGCACCUCUUAGCAGAGAAAGAAAGAAUCAAGCAUCUCAUGGAGGAAUACAGAAGGCAAGAAGAAAAAGAAGCCGAGGCUAAGAAUCGUGCCCUUCUUGAACUGGCCCAGGCUGAGGCUGAGGCUGAUGGUAAACAAGAUUCUGAGGAUCCCAUGUCCGUAGUUGAUGAAGACCACCCAAAUCUUGAAAAAACUCCAAACGAGAAGGCGGAUGAUGAAGAACUGAACAAACUUCACAAAGCUGAGGCUAUUGAUAAAAUUAUUGCUCCACCGGGUAAACAAUAUCCUGAAGAACCCAUGGCCGUAGUUGAUGCAGAUCAUGAAACAACCCUAAAUAAGAGUACGGAUGAUGAUGCUCCGGAACAAAUGACCAAGCUGGCCAAGGCUGAAGCUGAUGAUAAACAAGAUCCUGAAGUGCCCAUGUCUGGAAUUCAUGAAGACCAGCCAGAUCACGAAAUAACUCCAAAGAAGAAGAAGACAGAUGAUGAUGAUGCUCUGGGACAACUGAACGGAAACCCUAAAGCUGGAAUGGAUAUCGACAUUGCAGCACCUUCUGACUCAUCACAGACCAUUACACCGUCUCUUGCAGCAGAAUCCACAGAACAUGUCCAAAACACACCAAACAGCUCUGGAGACAGCGGCACUGAUGCCCCUAUCAGCCCUCUGACCCCAAAAGCUGGAAUGGAUAUCGAUACUGUAACACCUGCUGAUUCAUCUCAGACCAUUCCCCCCGCGGAGCAUAUCCAAAUUGCAUCCCACAGCUCUGGAGAUGGUGGCAUUGAUGAAAAUCCAAACACAGACGAAAACCCAACUAGUGGGAAUAAUCACAGCAAAGCUUCUUCAACCGUCGAGGACUUGGACUCGUGAACUUUCACGCUAUGGGUUUGGUGCUCUUAUGCUGUUUGGGAAAAAAAGAUUGAGAUGUUUGGGUGUGGUCAAAAGAAUCUGGUACUAUAUUUUUUUGCCCAAAGCAAGAAUUUUUUUUAGCUGUGGUGAUACAUGUUGAGAUUUUGUACUGAGGUAAACAAAUUCUUUAUUUUGGACCUUUGAAGGAAGGGUUGAACUUAAUGCUGUAAACUUUACCCUUUUUUUUUCUUCUGUUGGGGAGAAACGGUUGCAUAUGGGAGAUACC
Messenger RNA from Cuscuta campestris, 3795 nucleotides. Lineage: Eukaryota; Viridiplantae; Streptophyta; Magnoliopsida; Solanales; Convolvulaceae. The record is from the annotation of a GenBank genome assembly.